AUGCCGCCGCGAAGAGUUAGAGAGGAAUCUCCUCGCUCCACAGGACCUGGAGCGUCAUCAUCUACAGACUUGACCGAGAGCCUGCGCCAGCUCACCCAGUUGACUCAGACCAUAGGAGCUGCCGUACUCAAUGGGAAUAACGGUGGCGGUGAUGUGUCUAGGAAGAUCACGGGACGCAAUCCACCGUGCUACUUGGGUCAGGAGGAUCCGGAAGUUCUCGAGAGUUGGAUCCGCACGUUUGACAAGCUGCUUGAUGUGGUAGGAUGCCCAGAGGAUAAGCAAGUAGAGGCUGCUGUAUACUAUCUACAGGGAGAGGCCGAUCACUGGUGGGUCACGGAAGGACCGACUGUUCAGGCGAGAGAGGGGUUUGACUGGGAGAUGUUCAAGAUGGUGUUGAGGGAGAGGUUCUAUCUGGAGCAUGUCAAGGCUGCCAAGUAUGAGGAGUUUCUGCAUCUCGAGCAAGGAAGCUCGACUGUCCAGGAGUGUCAUGCCCGCUUUGUGGCACUAUCUCGAUUCGCUCCUACCUUGGCACCUGAUGAGAAGUCUUUCUCCGCGGCGAGAUUUGCUACUUUGACUGAAGCCUAUGAUGCAGCUGCUGGUUACUCUAGGCUUCAACAGUUGCACCGAGAUGCCAUGCAGGGAAUGAAGAAAAAGAAUGAGGGUGUGGAUUCACAUUUGAACAAGGGGCACAGGUUCAAUCCGACGAGCAGGUUUGACAACCGAGGCCGGGAAAGGAGGAAUAUGACUAUGAGACAGGGAGUUGGAGCCGGAGGACCACCGAGUGAGAGGGUUUCGGUAUGCCCGAGAUGUGGCAAGGACCAUCCUAGGACCACUUGUGGAGCAUUGCGCGUGGUUUGCUUCCAAUGUGGGAAAUCGGGACAUAGAGCUGCUACUUGUCGUUCUCCGAGGACUGAGGGAUCUCAUGGUACGAUCCCGAGCCAGCCACCCAGAGGUCCGAUCAAUCAGGCGCCGAAUCAAACUAUGGGACGUGGUUACCCACCGAAAGGAGGUCCGCACAAGAAUGGGAAUCAUGGACGAGGUGGAGCGCAGCAAGGACGUACCAGAGGAGCUGGACCAGGGAGGAUCAUGGUCAUGGGACAAACUCAGGCUGGAGGCCAAUCUUGA
Messenger RNA from Ipomoea nil (Japanese morning glory), 1125 nucleotides. RefSeq lists its product as uncharacterized. The record is from RefSeq and is a predicted model, not a curated record. Bases 1 to 1125 code for a protein of 374 amino acids. Lineage: Eukaryota; Viridiplantae; Streptophyta; Magnoliopsida; Solanales; Convolvulaceae. The transcript has 2 exons. Gene Ontology annotation, molecular function: zinc ion binding; nucleic acid binding.